Messenger RNA from Colletotrichum chrysophilum, 1701 nucleotides. RefSeq lists its product as uncharacterized. The record is from RefSeq and is a predicted model, not a curated record. The transcript has 4 exons. Lineage: Eukaryota; Fungi; Ascomycota; Sordariomycetes; Glomerellales; Glomerellaceae. The coding region runs from base 1 to 1701 and encodes 566 amino acids.
AUGCACUCUUCCCUCGCCUUUGGUACAGGCCUUUUCGCCAUCACGGUCUCCGCUCAUUUCCAGAACAGCACCAACACCACCGUGCCUACGGCUACGACGUUAAACGGGACGUACUACGGCGUUCACCAUUCAAACUGGCAUCAGGACUUCUUUGAGGGCAUCCCCUACGCGCAGCCACCCACCGAAAGCUUGCGUUUCCGCGAGACUCAGUCACUGAACACGUCUUGGACUGGACAGAGAAAUGCGACCGUUCUCGGAUCCAUGUGCUACGGCUACGGCGCCACACAGAUGGUCCUGGGCCAGUUCAUCUCCGAAGACUGCCUGACUCUCAACGUCUAUCGCGCCUCCAAUGUCUCCUCAUCUAAGGGCUUGCUGCCGGUCGCAGUCUAUAUCCACGGCGGUCUCUUCGAGCAUGGCACCGGGAGAGAUCCACGGUACAACAUGACCUCUCUCCUCCAGGUCGGUGUGCAGAACGGGCAGGAGUUCAUCGGGGUCACGCUCAACUACCGUCUUAGCUACUGGGGCUUCCUGUAUGGAAACGAAGUUGCUAACGAGGGCGUUGCGAAUCUGGGUUUGAAGGAUCAACGCCUUGCUCUCCGGUUCCUGAAGGAGAACAUUGAAGCCUUUGGCGGCGAUCCCGAGAGGAUCACCAUUUGGGGUCAGGAGGCCGGUGCUUUCAGCGCUGGGCUUCAGCUCCUCGCGUACGGUGGCCGGGAUGACGGCCUCUUCCAGGGUGCUAUCCUGCAGAGUGGCAGUCCGACUCUGAUGUGGCCGUCCGUUACCGCCGACGAGUGGCAGCCUCUUUAUGACCAACUCGUCAACGCGACCAACUGCUCCGCCUCGACGAACACCCUCGACUGCCUGCGCAGUGUUGAUGCCGACGUUCUCUCGAGCGUUUUCGACAGCGACAUAACUACGGACGACCGCCCGAACCCCGUUGUCGAUGGCGACUUCAUUCAAGACCUCGGGUCCAAGGAGAUGCAGGCUGGACACUUUGUGCGAGUGCCGUUGAUCCUCGGAACGACUCGCGAUGAAGGCACUUGGCAACACUACGUUGUUAAGAACAUCAACACGACAGAUGAGUUUCUGCACAUGGUCAGGGAUGACGGGUUGAGUGAGGACGCUGCCAACGAGAUUGCUCAGCUGUAUCCUGAUGAACCGGAUCAAGGUAUCCCAGCUACGCUGGAAGGAAGGCCGGGGAACGAAACUGGGCUUGGAUACCAGUGGAAGCGUACGAGUGCGUAUACUGGAGACAUGAUUAUACAGGCUGGACGACGGCUGGCAAGUCAAGUGUGGGCCGGGAAUGAUGUCGACGUCUACUCUUACGUCUAUGACGUCUUAUUCCAUGCACACUGGUGGCAGACCGGUUCUCAGGAACAAGACGACAUCGCCUUCCUUUUCCACAACUUGACGCUAUCCGAAGCUCUCAGCCCCAGCGACCAAGCUGAUCAGAAGGACACUUUUGAGCCGUUGAGUUACCUGAUGUGCAGCAUGUGGAUAAGCUUUUUCCACACUUUGGACCCGAAUAACCAUCCGGUGAACGGCACCAAUGUUUGGCCCAAGUAUAAUGCCAACGGCCCCGAAAACUUUGUCUUCGACGUCAACGCUACCGAGUUGAGUCGCUCUGAGACGGAUGAUUUCCGCAGUGAAGCCAUGUCAUAUUGGAUUGAUCUAUUCAGCACGAACGAAUAUCCAAAGUAA